CUUGCUGUGAUCCAUUCAAGAUGCACAAGAAAAGUGUUCGAACUAACCUCCGAGUUGUGCAGGAAGAGGCUGCCAGGACAUUCAAGUUAAAACCAGGACAAAAAGUGUGUCAACGGUGUGAAAAGAAGUGUGCUGAGAAAACAGCCGCAGAAGAAUCCACUAGUCAGUCCAGUGGAGAAUUUGAACCACAAGAAGUGGCACAUGAUUCUCUGGACCAAAGUGUACAGCUGUUAGGAAUUUCCCCCCUAAAACGUAAAAGUGAGAGGGAUAAGCCUGGGUAUGCGAAAAGGAAAGCAAAAGACAUCAACACAGCUGCAAAAUCAAAAAUUGCUGAAGUCCUAGACAUCCCAACAGAAGAACUGACUUCGAGUCAGGAUGAGGGAGGCUGUGAUCGGUGCAAAGACCUGGACCGACUGGUGACACUUUUGAAGGAGAAAUGUGCCACAGCAACCUACCAGGAAAAGAUUAAAAUCGUAACUCUUGCCCCUGAGAGUUGGACCAUUCAAAGAACAGUUGAAGAAUUCAGUGUCACUGAACAUCUUGUUAAGAAGGCAAGAGAGCUUAAGAAAAACAAAGGCAUUCUAGCAGAUCCGGACAGUAAAGCUGGCCGUAAGCUGGAUGAAGCUGUAAAGGCACGAGUGACCGCAUUCUACCAAAACGAUGAGUUCUCUAGGAUGUGCCCAGGCAAGAAAGAAUAUGUGUCAGUCAAAAUUGAUGGGGAAAGACAGCAAAUGCAGAAACGACUUCUUCUAGUUAAUAUAAAUGAGCUCUACUCAGAGUACAUCAAAGAAUCUGGAGACAAGAUUGGAAUAUCCAAAUUCUAUGAACUUCGCCCUCAGUGGUGUGUGCCUGUGACCAGUUCAGGCAUGCAUUCUGUUUGUGUCUGCCAACAUCACCAGAACACUAAGUUAUGCUGUAGUGUGAUUCCAGAAAUAACUGACUACAAAGAAUUGCUAAGCAAGAUGGUCUGUUCUACCGAGAACAGAGAGUGUAUGCUGCAUUAUUGCGACAACUGCCCAGGAAAGGACGGUUUAGUAACCUAUUUAACUGAACUUUUCGCAACAAAUGACAUUGAGCCCGAGGACAUCAUAACUUACAAGCAAUGGGUACUUACUGACAGGACCGCUCUAGUGACUUUGCAAUUGCCAGUGAGUGAAUUUAUCCCACAGGUGUGCAAACAGUUCAAUGAUCUCCGUGCUCACCAUUUUGUUGCGAAAGCUCAAUCAGCUUUUUUGCGUGAACUAAAGGACACCCUUCCCCAUGAUUCUGCUAUUGUUCUUCUGGACUUUGCAGAAAACUAUAGUUUCAUCGUACAGGAUGCAGUGCAAGGUCACCACUGGGACAAUAGUCAAGCAACACUUCACCCCUUCUGCAUUUAUGUCAAAGGAGCAUCAGGAAACCUUGUCUCUAUUUCAUUGUGUGUUAUUUCAGAGUGCCUGAAGCAUGACACCACGACAGUGCAUGCUUUUAUUGGAAAAGUUUUAGCACACCUGAAACAAACACUGCCACACCUUAAGAAGGUACUGUACUUUAGCGAUGGUGCAGCAUCCCAGUAUAAAAACUAUAAAAACUUUAGCAAUUUGUUGCACCAUCAGAAUGACUUCAACUUGGAGGCUGAGUGGCAUUUUUUUGCCACCAGCCACAGAAAAAGUCCGUGUGACGAAGUCUCUAUGGGCUCCUGUGAACUCUGCCUCUCCAAGAAGUUCCCUGUGCUUCACAGAGAUCUCCACAUGGUGAAGUCUCCAAACUACGAAGCGUCGGACCGAGAAUUCUUUGUUUCUACAGAAGUCUCUAUGGGCUCCUGCAAACUCUGCCCCUCCAAGAAGUUCCCUGUGCUUCACAGAGAUCUCCACACGGUGAAGUCUCCAAAGUCUCGGGACAUCUCAUAA
Messenger RNA from Neoarius graeffei (lesser salmon catfish), 1889 nucleotides. RefSeq lists its product as uncharacterized. Lineage: Eukaryota; Metazoa; Chordata; Actinopteri; Siluriformes; Ariidae. The transcript is spliced from 4 exons. Bases 21 to 1889 code for a protein of 622 amino acids. The record is from RefSeq and is a predicted model, not a curated record.